Molecule: messenger RNA, 864 nt
Organism: Rhagoletis zephyria (snowberry fruit fly)
Lineage: Eukaryota; Metazoa; Arthropoda; Insecta; Diptera; Tephritidae
Product: proline-rich receptor-like protein kinase PERK10
Source: RefSeq, a predicted model, not a curated record
GCAGUUAAUCGAGCAAUUAUCCAAGCUUUCUCAAUUAAUGCACUAAUUAAGAUCGAUUUGCCAUACAAAAUUUCAAUUAUAAAUUGCUCAAUUGGUAAUUAAUUGAAUGUUUAAUCGAGUAAAAACUCCAAUGCAACUCUGUUAGGUAAGUUCGUUUUCUUAGUUUUGGUGUGUUCAGUGUUAAAUGACAAUCAGCUGUUUGACAUAAAUUUAUUAUUUUCUUAUUGGAACCAAAACAAUCAAAAACCAAAAAAAUUUAAUUUUAACUGCAGGAUGCAGAACAAUCUGAAUGUUCGAUUACCUCCAAAACCAAGAAAGAGGAGACUGGCUUGGGAAGAGGAUGGCGAAGUGGCCAUUCUUGAUGUGCAGGUGAAGUUGGCGAACUUCACGCAACGCUACAGAAAAGAGAAAUUGGCUAUGGGACCUUCUGGUGGAUCACCCUCAACGUGGCCUUUAUACGCAAGGGUGCACCAGAUAAUCGGUGGAUUUAAGGCCAACAUGUUUUGCGAGCUGACGCUUGAAAACAUCAGCGAAGCCGAUAUAGCAUCCCAGCCAUCACCACUGACCCCAGUAUUGCCGUCAUCACUCAGCCCAACAUUUUCCUCACCACUGGCAUCACCUCUUCCUGCUGUGCCAACCACACCGCUGCCUACACCGUCACCGCCGCUGUCAUCACCUCUCACUCCUCUGCCAACCACACCGUCACCACCGCUAUCAUCGCCAUCAUCACCAAUGCCUAGCAGCUCAGCUUCUGCGGUUGAGCCUAAAAGAAAGAAAACAAUGGGCACUUUACAGAAGAAAGUAUUAGAAAAAUUUGAUGGGUCGUCAGCGGAGAUAAGCCAACAUAUUCAGAGGAGUUUUUAG